AUGGAGGAGCCAGCAGUUAGGAGCUGUCUGCUAGAUAUGUUAUCAGUGACAGACACUGCAGUCAAUUCAAUAAGGAAAAAUCCAUCACCUAAAUCCAACAACAGCAACAACCCAGAUGUAAGUUGUAGUCAGUCUUCAAGUGUCAGCCAAGAAUCGUGUAAGGAAUCAGUUGGAGGAAGUACAACAGUCAGUGAAGUUCUCAUUGCCUCUACCAAUGUGGCAAGAUGUGAAUUAGACGACAAGCCACUACCAAAACAAGUUACUGUUGUACGUCACAAUGGCAUGACUAUUAAGUCUGAUGUUGAUGUUAUUAAAUCACAGAAUACUCUGCUACGAAUGUUAAGUGACAGCAGCUAUGAUGAUGAAGGGAAAGAAAAUUUACCAAUGGAAGAAAAUGUGAAUGAUAGUAUAGUAUCAGUAGAAGGCAGAAUUACGAUCUCAAGUGAUAGGAAAACUGACUCAAGAAAAGACAGGUUCUUGCAGGUGGAUAGAAAUCAUAAUGUUAAAAAGAAUCAAGGAGUGGAAUCAGAGACCUGUUCCUCAGCUAGAACUACCACUGGUAGCAGUAUACAAGAUGAUGUUAAAAUUGAACAGUUUCACUUGACAGACAAACAGAAAUCUCUACGACAAUUAUUAGGCAAAAAGUCUGAUCAAAGUGGUCCUGUUAAAAGAGUUAUCCAUCCUAAAUUACUACAGAAACAGGAACCAGUCCAGAAGAUGUGUAAGAAAGAUGAAGGAUGUGUAUCUAAGGAAAUGUUGGCAGCGUCAGUUGCUGCUUCUGCUGCAGCAGCUGUAGCUCAACCCUUCUUUCAGAAAGAGUUUGAAGAUAAGAUACACCAGACGUAUCAUCUAGUUAAAAAUAAUCCCCAGUCUACUGAAGAUAGUGAUAAAAGGAUUGAAGAGCUAGAGAAAAAGGUGUCUGUUUUAAAUGAACAAAGAAUUGAUCAUCUAGAGAAAUUACAACAAUAUCAGAUGGAAAUACAGACUCAGAUGCUGUCACAGCCCUGUAAACAAACAAAUCCAUCUUAUCACAGUGCUAAACCAGGUGUAAUAUCAGUUGCCCCAGGGGUUGAUAGACCUUCACAGUUAUCUCCCCCUAGAGUCCCAUCAACUGUUUAUUUCCCCAGACAAGCUCCACAACCAAAGCAUUACUCCUACCCAUCUGAACAUUCUGUAGAUCCUUCAUACCCCAGAGAGCCACCUACUGCUGCAUAUUUCCCAAGGGAUUACCCACAUGCUAGUAGAGCGAGAGAACCAAUAUAUCCCGGAAUAGACCAACCAGGUACCAGCAAAUCAAGAGAUCCUCUGUAUUCAGCAGAUUUUCAAAGAGACCAUCCACAAUCCAGAGAUAUUUCUCGAAGAGAACCUUCUCCAAAUGUUAUUUAUCCACGAGAGGACAAUCGUCCAGGUCAUAUUCCAAGAAACCCAACAUCAAGAGCCCAUUUUCAAAGGAGUCCUCCUCCACAAGAUGGUAGAGGAAAAUAUUUUCCUGCCAGAGACAGAUCUUUUUCUCCAAGUCGUAAUAAUGAGCCAGCAUUUAAAAUCUCACCUAAGAAAGCAUCCCAAGUUAAAUUGUCUCCAUCCCGAGCACAAUCAUCCAAAUAUCAGCAAUCAAAAAGAAAAUCACCACCAAGACAAGAAGUUAAAUAUUUUCCACGAAAAAGAGAGCAGCCUAAACGAUCACCUGUGAAAAAUAAAGAGAGAAAAGAUUCUCCAUUGGAUACCCCAGCUCCAAGAACCAGAGUUCCUACUCCCAUGGUUUAUGAUGAUGAGGUUUCUCACACUUCUGAUCCUAGAUUUAACUAUGGAGGAUUAUUAGAAGAGAUAAUGGAGAAGAAUAGGUCUCCAUCUAGACCCGAUAAAGAUACAACUUUCUCUGUUCCUGAUGAUACACAAUAUAACAGACUAUUUACAUAUUUUCAAGACUAA
Molecule: messenger RNA, 1929 nt
Organism: Lottia gigantea (owl limpet)
Lineage: Eukaryota; Metazoa; Mollusca; Gastropoda; Lottiidae
Exons: 8
Coding region: 1-1929 (642 amino acids)
Biological process (GO): smoothened signaling pathway
Cellular component (GO): centriole; ciliary basal body
Source: RefSeq, a predicted model, not a curated record